CGGGAGUCCCAAGGGGGUGGAGGUGGCGUUGCCCGGCUCUCCGGAAGGAGACGUGGCGGCGGUUGGGCCCCGGGCUGCCUGGGUGCUUAGUAGUCCCGCCGCCUCCUCCUCCUCCUCCCCCUCCUCUCCUCUAUGGGCAGAGGAGGUUGUGGCGGUGGCUGGAGAAAUCGGCAGCGGAGGAUGGAGGAAGGAGGAGGCGGCGCGCGUAGUCUGGUCCCAGGCGGGCCGGUGUUAUUGGUCCUCUGCGGCCUCCUAGAGGCGUCCGGUGGCGGCCGAGCGCUCCCCCAGCUCAGCGAUGACAUCCCUUUCCGAGUCAACUGGCCCGGCACCGAGUUCUCUCUGCCUACAACUGGAGUUUUGUAUAAAGAGGAUAAUUAUGUCAUCAUGACAACUACACAUAAAGAAAAAUAUAAAUGCAUUCUGCCCCUUGUGACAAGUGGGGAUGAGGAAGAAGAAAAGGAUUAUAAAGGCCCUAAUCCAAGAGAGCUAUUGGAGCCAUUAUUUAAACAAAGCAGUUGUUCCUACAGAAUUGAGUCUUACUGGACUUAUGAGGUAUGUCACGGAAAACACAUUCGACAAUACCAUGAAGAGAAAGAAAGUGGUCAGAAAGUAAAUAUUCACGAGUACUACCUUGGGAAUAUGUUGGCUAAGAACCUUCUAUCUGAAAAAGGUAAUAUCUUAUAUUAUUCCACAGAUGAAGAGGCAGAUGAAAACGAAAAAUCAAAAGAGAUUCCCACUAAAAAUAUCGAAGGUCAGAUGACACCCUACUAUCCUGUGGGAAUGGGAAAUGGUACACCUUGUAGUUUGAAACAGAACCGGCCCAGAUCAAGUACGGUGAUGUACAUAUGUCAUCCUGAAUCUAAGCAUGAAAUUCUUUCAGUAGCUGAAGUUACAACUUGUGAAUAUGAAGUUGUCAUUUUGACACCACUCUUGUGCAAUCAUCCUAAAUAUAGAUUCAGAGCGUCCCCUGUGAAUGACAUAUUUUGCCAGUCACUGCCAGGAUCACCAUUUAAACCCCUCACCCUGAGGCAAUUGGAACAGCAGGAAGAAAUACUAAGGGUGCCUUUCAGGAGAAAUAAAGAGGAAGAGUUGCAAUCAACUAAAGAAGAGAGAUUUCCAGCAAUCCACAAACCCAUUGCUGUUGGUUCUCAGCCUAUGCUCACUGUUGGAACAACCCACAUAUCCAAAUUGACAGAUGACCAACUCAUAAAAGAGUUCCUUAGUGGUUCUUACUGCUUUCAUGGGGGCGUUGGUUGGUGGAAAUAUGAAUUCUGCUAUGGCAAACAUGUACAUCAAUAUCAUGAGGACAAAGAUAGUGGGAAGACCUCUGUGGUUGUGGGUACAUGGAACCAAGAAGAGCAUAUUGAAUGGGCUAAGAAGAAUACUGCUAGAGCCUAUCACCUUCAAGAUGAUGGUACCCAGUCAGUCAGGAUGGUGUCACAUUUUUAUGGGAAUGGAGAUAUUUGUGAUAUAACUGACAAACCAAGACAGGUCACUGUGAAACUAAAGUGUAAAGAAUCAGAUUCUCCUCAUGCUGUUACUGUAUAUAUGCUAGAGCCUCACUCCUGUCAGUAUAUCCUUGGGGUUGAAUCUCCAGUGAUCUGUAAAAUCUUAGAUACAGCAGAUGAAAAUGGACUUCUUUCUCUCCCCAACUAAAGGAUAAUAAAGUUUGGGGAAAGAAAAGAUCAUUGACAGUCAUGAUUUCUGUCUGACCAUGUGUCUCACUGUAGAGUUCCCAGCCGUUGAACCUCAUCUGAAGGAUCGUAUAAAAGGACUCUCAACCACUUUGUGAAUAUGUAUGUGUAUAUAAGAGGUUAUUGAUAAACUUCUAAGGCAGAUAAUUGUCUCACUUCUUUCAUUUCUCUUGUGUCCCAUGAACUGAUUGUGUUUUUUGCUUGGAUAAUGUGAUUCCAAAAUAAAUCUAAUCCAAGCAAUUUAGAGUCCAGCCUAAUGAAAUGUCAUAAUUGUACCUAUUGGAAGUUUUUAAUAGAUUUAUUAUGUAAAUUAUAGUAUAUAUAACUAGUUAAUGAAGUAAAGGUAAUGAAGAAGGAAACUGAUAGGAGGUUGUUUAAAUGGGAGACCAUGUAAAAUAUGUAAAUUCUAGUGCCUGAAAUCCUUUCAACAAAUUUUUAUUUAGCAACUGCUCUCUACCAGGUGUUAAGCUAGAAACUGGGCACAUGGUAGAGCCUCACAACAUUUAAGUUUUCUUCACUUCUGUUAAUCUCAAGAAACUCUUACUUGUAAUAGGUAGUUUCUCUCUUGGAACUUUUAUCUAUUUCUUUCUCCUUGAUGUGAAUGUGUUUUCCCCCAAGGUGUGUACCUGCUGUAGACAGAGAUUCCUCCCUCUUGACUUAGAAUGGUUUCCUCCAACAAAACACACUCUGCUGCAGCCAUUCUUUGUACCUCCCUACUGUAUGCUACAGAUUUUAGUUCUGGGCAGUUUUACAGCACAGUAUUUAUUUUAAAGUGAAUAAAAUGUUCACAAGCAGUGUUGUCAUGUA
Molecule: messenger RNA, 2501 nt
Organism: Mirounga angustirostris (Northern elephant seal)
Lineage: Eukaryota; Metazoa; Chordata; Mammalia; Carnivora; Phocidae
Gene: ERLEC1
Product: endoplasmic reticulum lectin 1
Exons: 14
Coding region: 133-1656 (507 amino acids)
Biological process (GO): endoplasmic reticulum unfolded protein response; retrograde protein transport, ER to cytosol
Cellular component (GO): endoplasmic reticulum lumen
Source: RefSeq, a predicted model, not a curated record